UGCGCUUCCGCGAGACCGGGGCCCGGAUGAGGUAAAUAAGUCACGGGACAGGAAAGGCUCGCGAAACCCUAUCGCAACAGUGACGUCACAUCAGAGCGCGCGCAAAACACCAUUAGCAUCCGGCUGCGAUUGGCUGAUCGAAGAAGCCGACUGCCGACUGAUUGGCUGAGAGCGGAGAACUACUGUAAACGACCACGAACAACAAUAUCCGAGCCGAAAUGAGAUCAUACACGCUGUAGUGAUAACAACAGCCGGACUGGACAUUUGGCACGCUACUGCCUGCGGCGAGAAGACAAUCACUUCGACUAAAUGUCACGAAAAACGGGAUCUUUUUUCCAUUAUUUUUGGCCGACGACGUUUUCAGAUGAGCAUGACUCAACCUUAGAAAUAUGAAACUUAUAUAAAGUAGCAAUUACAGCUAUUGUUGUUGUUUGGGUGUGUCACAUGCCAUGAGUCAAUCAACAUAUGUCGAGAAGUGGAGAAUCGACUCGUAAUCGUACUGAAGAUAAGAAGGAAUAGCAUCAAGUGCCACUAACAACUCGGUUCCGGAGAGACGAACACAUUCAUAUCUAUUGUCUUGGAAUUCGUCCAGAUCCACAGCUCUUACAAUGGAUAAAAGAUUGCAUGGCCAUCAAUAUGAUUCCAGCACCUUGAAUGACAAAAAGAAAGGAAGAGAAGAGACAAUCAAUACCCAUGGACAACAUCAGGAUCAAACCUCGCCAAACAUUUCUCCUCAAGGACGUGUGCGGCUCUAUUCGGAGUCUCAGGUGUAUAUGGUCAGCCGCUGGCAGGAAGCGGUGCCCCAGGAUGGAGCAUCGGCGGAGGAGAACGGAGGAACGGGAGAUGGGCUUCCAUUCAGAGGUCGUUCUCAAUCUGCUCCUGCUGCGCUGUGGAAAGCAAAGAAGUACGGACGGCAGCUGAGGAGAAUGAGCGAUGAAUUUGACACAUGGCUUGACAAAGGAGAGGUCAAAAGAGCGAACAGUCAGAAACAGACCUACCGAGGAUGGUUCUCGUUCCUCUGGAGUUCCAAAGAAGAGGAGGGCAGAGAAUGAAGUAGUCAUGCUUUAACAAUGCUUUACACACCAUUAUAACAGUUACCAGACAGCUGCUGUCAGAUGAAGGUGGUCUGAUCAUCAUCAUGGCCUUUUUGUAAUUGAUGUGCUCAAACUAGUGCAAAAACGGUCAUCUGAGAGAACGGGAAAAAUGCUGUAUCACAAUUUACCACUGCAAUAACAUAUGUUUAAUUAAAGGUAUUGUCAGUGUUACUUCAAUUUGACAAUCUUAAAAGGGACAAUCGCCUAAAAUGCUACAAUUUAUUGGACAAUCUUUCUAUAUACUGAUUCAAAAAAGAAACUCUAUUUAAAAAAAACUUUAUUGAUAUGUAUUACGUUCAUAUUUGACAAAGAAAUGUGUUCUAUGAUGUAUUUUAUAGAUUAAUAUAUAGAUGUGCGUUUUUGUUGUACUAAAGGCUGGAGCGGUUGCUUGCGAAAUGUAAAUAUAUUUCAAGGACUGUGACACCGGAUAAAGUAAGUUGUGAAGUACAGGUUAGUGAUGGUAACAAUAAUACGGGUAAAGUUAUUUCAGUUCAUUUUUGCUACAUCUCAGGUUUGUUUGUUUUUUAAUGCCAAACUGUUGUGAAUAACUAGUAAGAGUGGAUGAAAUCAGUUGUUCUGCCAUCUCUUUUAUGCUGACUAUACUUGGAUAUGUCACCAGGAAAACAAUGCCUUUCGUGUACAUAUUUCUUGAUUGUCUGUAGUCUCUAUUGGAUUUUUUCCUUUUUUAUUCCAUCUGCUGGUCUUGUAUGCAAAACAACAUUCAAUUUCUGCCAAACAUGUGGGGAGGCAAAUAUGUGCAGAUGGACUACACAAGUUUGGUUUCUGUACUAUCAGCCUUGCUGAUACUUUCAUUCCUUUUUUAUGCUCCUUGUACAUAUUUACACUUGUUACCAUAGAUUGAGUGAUGGAUGAACUGUUUAAAUACUUUUGAAACAAUCACAAGCUUUUAGCAUUUUUUCUAAAAUUGUGGUAAAAAUAAAAGAUUUUC
Molecule: messenger RNA, 2043 nt
Organism: Sinocyclocheilus rhinocerous
Lineage: Eukaryota; Metazoa; Chordata; Actinopteri; Cypriniformes; Cyprinidae
Product: bcl2-associated agonist of cell death-like
Exons: 4
Coding region: 609-1052 (147 amino acids)
Biological process (GO): apoptotic process
Cellular component (GO): mitochondrion
Source: RefSeq, a predicted model, not a curated record